UAUUUGUAUUAGAUAUAUAUUUCAGACAGUGUUAAAUUACAUUCGACAUCCAGUUUCGUGUUCUUCCCAUAGACAUCAUUCUCAGAGAUCCUACUACACUCGAAACUUUUUUUCUUAUUAUUAUGGCUAGCACAUCUACCAUUCUUGCUGCUCUCAAGUAUGGACGCUGCUCAUCCACCGUGGAGGUGGAGGUGCGGCUUCUCCUGUUUUGGGAAGCCCGAAACAUUAAACGUGGUGGCCACCUCAUGGGAGUAGAUAUGCUUCUUCUGGAUUCUAAGGCGAUGCUCAUACCCGCCACCAUCAACGUGAACCGUCUUCCCACCUACCGGGGACACUUGAAGGUAGGUUCCAUAUUCUCUUUGAGUGACUUUGAUGUCACUAGGUGUAAUCAGAAUUUUAGACUUUCACUCUCCUCUGUUGAUACGGUUCACUUUAUGUAUAUUGCAACUUUCUCCUUCUGAUGUUAGCAUCCAAAUGAUUGUUAAUGCAGGUAGAUACCCGCUACAAGAUCGUUUAGGGUACUGUUAUACGAGCUGCAAAUCCAGCACAAACUUCGAGUUCAGAAGAUUCCUCACAAGAGCUAUCAAGUCCAGAAGAUUCCACCGAGUCGCAAGAUCUACCAAGUACGCCUUUGACAUCAGAAAAUAGUCUUGAGAAAGCAGAGUCUGCAGCAAAAGCUCUUGCAGUGGCUGAUUCCAAAGUGUUCGAAGCCAAAGAGGCGUCCCAAGUUGCAGAUACGGCCCCAAAGAAGUCUCUGACCGAUGUAAUGUCCACAUACUCGACCACAUUAAUUAUCCUAAAUUGAUCAUCACUCAGCUCUUUUUUGAUUCGUUCCUUGCAGGUGCUAAAAGGCGAAAAUGUUGAACUACGGUAGAGCUUUAUACCUUGUGGUCCGGUUCAAUGUAGAUGUAAAGGACUGUUUUUUAAUAGGUUUUGGCUUUGAGAACAAAAAUAAAGAGUACAUGUAUAUGAGAUUUCAUUGACUAUUGACGUUGUCACUUUUUGGUUAGUUUUUGAUGUUAAGUACGGUUCUGGAUGUUAAUAGAUGUUUUUGCAAGUCAUACUGAGAAUUGUUAAUGCAUGAUUGUGUUUAUA
Brassica rapa (field mustard) is the source of this 1095-nucleotide messenger RNA. RefSeq lists its product as uncharacterized. The record is from RefSeq and is a predicted model, not a curated record. Lineage: Eukaryota; Viridiplantae; Streptophyta; Magnoliopsida; Brassicales; Brassicaceae.